AUGGCCCACGAAAUCGACGAAGCUACCGAGAGGCGAUCCGGCAUGGUCGAUUACAAGAUUACCGAACCGGACAACGGGGCUGUGACGAUACAACAAGAACCAUCUGACCUUCCUCCCGCUGACGGAGGCUGGCUUGCUUGGAGAUUCGCUUUAGUAGCCUUCGUCAUUGAUGGUAUUGUUUGGGGUCCAACACUCUGCUAUGGUAUCUUUUUACCAUUCAAGCCAUACUCUGAACUUAACCCUUCCCUGGCAGCCUUAAUCGGAACUUCUUGUCUCGGCUUACUCUACACCACAGGUGUGGUGCUGUCGCCACUGACAUUGAGAUAUCCGACAUUUUGUAUUUGGUGUCCUUGGAUUGGCUCUAUACUCUGUUUCGUUGGCUUGUUUAGCGCCAGUUACACGAAAAAUGGCGUGUUCCUGAUCCUCGCUCAAGGUGUUUUGUAUGGAAUCGGAGGCUCGAUGAUCUAUACUCCCAAUCUAAUUUACCUCUCCGAAUGGUGGGUACUCAGGCGAGGCUUAAUUGGAGGAUUGACAUUCUCAGGCUCGGCUGUCUUGGGUUUGGCUUGGGGACCUGUAAUGCAAUUGAUCUUGGAGAAGCAUCCUACCCAUAUAACAUUGCGGUAUUAUGCCGUCAUGUGGCUAGCACUCAUGCUUAUGCUUCUCCCAUUCCUCAACGGGCGGCUUCCUAGGUCAUCAAAAACAAAGUCAGAUAGUAUAAACAUGGAAUACUUGAAGUUACCUCUUUUUUGGUUCUUGAUUGCAGUAAAUUGUGUGCAAAGCUUAGCUUUCUACACUCCAGUGAUCUACAUGCCAUCGUUCGCUACGAGUAUGGGAAGAUCUGGGGCGCUUCCACUUGAAUUUUACUCAGCAGCCAGUAUCCCUAGCCAAAUAAUAGGCGGUAUGGCGAGCGAUUUCAUGGAUUGUAGCUGGAUCUUAUUCAUAUCCUGCAUGACAAGUUCAAUCAGCGUCUUCUUCAUGUGGGGUUUUUGCAAAGACUUUGCCAUGUUUUGCGGAUUCUGCACUAUAUAUGGCCUCUUCGCGCCGUGCUAUACAUCACUCUGGCACCGGUUCUCGAUGAUCAUUGCUCCCAAAAACCCCAGAUCGGCCUCAAUCAUCAAUUUCUUUUUGGCCUCACGAGGACUUGCCAACAUUAUCACCGGGCCCCUUUCUGGACAGCUCCUCACAACCCCGACCCCUUCGAUGAAAGACUACCGCGGAGUUAUCAACUGCUGUGGAGCACUGUUGCUGAUAAGUUCAUUAGGGGUGGGGAUGCGGCUUUUUUAUGGCAGUGCACCCGAGGGGUCGUCGAAAGAGGAACCAUAUGGAAUGCGUACCACCUCCACCGACCACUGGAACCAUGUAACGUCAAAAGAAUUACGAAACAGAAAGGAAGACUCGUACGAGAUGAACGGUCUCUAG
Molecule: messenger RNA, 1419 nt
Organism: Puccinia triticina
Lineage: Eukaryota; Fungi; Basidiomycota; Pucciniomycetes; Pucciniales; Pucciniaceae
Exons: 12
Coding region: 1-1419 (472 amino acids)
Cellular component (GO): fungal-type vacuole membrane
Source: RefSeq, a predicted model, not a curated record